AUGGAGGCUCAAGAGGAACAGCACCCCCCUAGCGUGACUACCUCUCCAGGGCCCGCCAAUUCUGGUGCUAGCUCUGCCACCCCAUAUGUAGGUGGAAGCUCAGCUGCUGAGGGAACCACUGGAAACCCGCCCACCAGUUCUGCAGGCGUCCCUCCAGGAGGUCACUCAAGCUCCAAGCCACUCGUUCCCAAUGGGUCUACAACUUCAGGAUCUCAUCCUAAGUACACAACCACUCAACCAGAUGUCCCAGACACGACCAAAUCAGGCUCGCCUGCUGGAACCUCUAGUGGUUUUCCGACAUCAGGAUCUCCAGAUGGCCCUGCUAGCUCCCGACCCAACAAUACCGGGACAAAGGGAUCGGACACAUCAAGCUCAAAGCCUGUAGGCCCAAGUGGAUCUACACCAAACCCUCCAGGCGGUACUACAGGCUCCACACCGAAGGGUCCUGCAAGUGACGCAACUACGACAAAGUCAACAUCUCCUUCAGAUGGUGCCUCAACUGGUCAGACACCUAAUGGAACCCCAGACCACAGCACCACAAGUCACCCUUCCUCGUUUCCCACAAUGAAUCCAUCUGAUCGGGUUUCCUCGGUUGAUCUAGCGUCAGCAACUGAUCUACAAUCUGCCGCGGCAAGCAAUUCUAAUAUCGCUGAUUUUUUGCCCUCAGCAUCUCCUUCCCAGGAGGAAUGGGCUUCUAUGCCAGCUACCACAACAUCCGGAAGCCCAGCCAGCACUAGCUCUGACAGUGCUAUCAUUGCACUGAUGUUGAGAAAUAGCUAUAACAACAUCGAUGAUCUUAAGAAGGACCCGAAGACAUACAAGAAGCAUAUUGAAGAUAUCGAAGAUCAAACCUCGAAGUAUCUCUCCAAGACUGGAUUUGAUACUGGCAGAUCCCCUUGCUCUGGCUCCAAAAAGAGAUCGUCCAUCGAAAAAAGAGGCCUCUUCGAUGCCGUUGCCAGUAUUGCAAAGUCGGCGGUCAGCGCUACAGUGGAUACUGCUAGCGAAAUUGCUAAUUCUGCCCUCAGCUGUGUGGCACCGAUCGUUGAUGACAUUAAAAAUGUGAUACCUGAUGAUGUUGAUGUGAAAGAUAUCACCCCUGAGAUUGAGGACCAGGUCAGGAAAGGAACUGAGUAUCUCGACGAAAUUAGCAACAUUGUGGAUGACAUGGAUGAGAAGAAGGAUGACGAUGACCACACAAGCUCGUCUAAAUCUGAUUCCUCAACAACUUCUUCGUCAACGACAGGUACUUGUACAUCAAGUACUACAUAUUCCGAUUGCACUUGGGAUACCAUCGUCACUCCAGUGGCCAACUCCGACACUACCACGAUCAGUGUCAUUACGAGUACCCAGUCUUGCACGACACGGACUGGCUGUGAUGAGAAGCCGAGUACUUUCGAGACCACAUCUACUGUCGAUGUAUGCUCCUUCGUUUCUGUUCAAGAAGCUCCUGGGGUUGGAGUCGCAGCCACCAGUUUUAGUGUAUCCGCAACACCCGGUGCUGGUGUCUCUGGAGGCUCGUCCGCAAUGGCUCACUCUACAGCUUCUCCAGGCUCAGCGCCCAAGACAACUGGCUCAUAUUCAACAACAAAGUCCUCUGUCACCACCACCACCACCACCACCUCCUCAGCAGGCCCUACAUGCAGUGCGAACCAUGUGGUGGAUAACAAGGACGGAUGGGAGUAUUGUGAAUUUGGAUGCACUGAAUACACUGGAAAAUAUAUGAUAGCCAGCUCAACCUCUGGUCAGAAAUCCUACCAGCCAUGCCCCUACUCCAGGCCCCCUGUUGGAAUGUCGUGGAGUCCGGAUAACGAGGGUCCCUUCACAACAACCGCGAAAGACGGCACCGUCUACAAUUGUGACGAUUCUCGCUACCUUGACCAUAAUGUCGGUGAUUCUAAAUCCUGCGUGACCUCGAUGAAAUCCAUCACCCAGAUUUCCACCAUCUACGCGGCAUACACCUCUUCCGUAGAGUCGGCAGCUUCAGCAGCAUCGGCAUCGGAAGCUAGUGUCAGUGCUUCGAAGGCAAGUGCCUCUGCUGCUUCAGCAUCAGCUGCAUCCGCAUCAGCUGCCGCAGCCACUCCAUCUGGUUAUGUCUACAUCACGUUUUUCACCGCUGAGGGGGCUGGAUUCGGCUAUCAGAUUCUCCCCAGUGACUCUAGUGAUGACCCUGAUAUUUGCAACAUCGUCCCUGUUGCAGUAUCAGAUGGAGGCACUUACUACGACCCUCCUGAUACCAUGGAUAUUGACCAUGGAGUUCUGAAGGGCUGCAAAUACGAAGACGAUGAGAUUAAAUGUGACGACUACACUCUGCCUUGCAAAGAUUUCGAUGGGAAGGAAACCGAUUGCGGUCAAGCGAGGGUUCAAUGCGGACGUGAUGUGAAAACCUAG
Molecule: messenger RNA, 2388 nt
Organism: Penicillium manginii
Lineage: Eukaryota; Fungi; Ascomycota; Eurotiomycetes; Eurotiales; Aspergillaceae
Exons: 1
Coding region: 1-2388 (795 amino acids)
Source: RefSeq, a predicted model, not a curated record